This is a messenger RNA of Episyrphus balteatus (marmalade hoverfly), 860 nucleotides long. RefSeq names its product RNA-binding protein 8A (gene tsu). Bases 166 to 666 code for a protein of 166 amino acids. The transcript is spliced from 2 exons. Gene Ontology annotation, cellular component: nucleus; exon-exon junction complex; cytoplasm. NCBI's taxonomy places the organism in Eukaryota, Metazoa, Arthropoda, Insecta, Diptera, Syrphidae. The record is from RefSeq and is a predicted model, not a curated record. Gene Ontology annotation, molecular function: mRNA binding. Gene Ontology annotation, biological process: RNA splicing.
CGAAACGUCACUUUUGGUAUAACUGUCAACCAGCUAGCUUCUAGCAAAAAAAAAGGCAACGUUGUCCGGCUAAUUUCUUAAAGUUUUGUUGUCCACAAACUACGGAAAAUUGUAUUUUUUUGAUCAAAUAAUUCUUUAAAUAAACAAUCUUCAAAUCUACCAAACAUGGCUGAUGUAUUAGAUAUCGAUAAUGCUGAAGAAUUUGAGGUCGACGAUGAUGGAGAUCAGGGAAUUGUUCGAUUGAAGGAAAAAGCAAAAAAACGCAAGGGACGUGGAUUCGGAAGUGAAAGCAACUCUCGCGAACCAAUUCAAUCAUACGAACGUGUUCGUAACGAAGACGAUGAUGAAUUGGAACCGGGACCACAACGUUCAGUUGAAGGUUGGAUUCUCUUCGUCACAUCAAUUCACGAAGAAGCUCAAGAAGAUGAUAUUCAGGAGAAAUUCUGUGAAUACGGUGACAUUAAGAAUAUUCAUUUGAAUUUGGACAGACGAACUGGUUUCUCCAAAGGCUAUGCUCUGGUUGAAUACGAGACACACAAACAAGCUUUGGCUGCUAAGGAGGCUUUGAAUGCAUCGGAUAUUAUGGGACAAACAAUUCAAGUUGAUUGGUGUUUCGUUAAGGGACCAAAGAGAACAAAGAAGUCUUCCGAUCGCAGGAGGAGAUAAGGCUUCUAAGUCUUAUUUAUAGCAUUUCUUUAAGGUAGACUAGUCGAAGAGGGGUUUAGUCUAUUUUUACUAUUCAUAGUAGCUUCUAGAAAAAACUUUAAUCCAUACACUUACUCUUUUCACUUAUAAUUUUAUAAUUAUUUAAACUAAAUAAAUAAAAACCUCAGUCUUUCGAACAAGAAGAAAAUGUUUUU